AUGUGGAAACGAAAUGGCUUAUUUUUACUCGUUUCUCUGAUUGGUGCAAGAGCCUGGUGUCAACAGGCCAGUCUCUUUUCCGCGAAACCGCUUGCAUCUUCCCUGCACUCCAAGACGGCGCUAACAACAGAAACAUCUUGGAAAUUGUACAUGGAAAAAGAGGACGGCAACGGUGGCAACGACAGCGAGGAGACAAAACCAAGGCAAAACCAAGGACGCUUUGGGCCACUGGGAGGGCGCAAAAAGCGACGGCAAGUCAAGCUGUCAGAAAAUGACAACAAAUUCAGCUUCCCUCUGUGGGGGGUAUCCCUCUUGCUUGGAGCAUUCCUCCUUGGAAAAAUAUUUGGGUGGGGAGAUGAUCCAUCAUUCGUAUACUAUGAGAGCAGCGUAUACGAAACUCGUGUCUAUAACCGUGACGGCAGGGUGGAGACUUCCCGCAAGGAAAGCUUCAGAUCUAAUAUUCCAACUUUGGUAGAGGAACAACAGCGGCAACGGGGAGACAGUGAACUGAUGCCACCACCAUUACUGGAAGACUCUAUAAUGGACGAAAUGGACCAGGCAAUUCGUAUUCAGGAAAAAUUCAUAGAUGAGUUCUUUUAG
Molecule: messenger RNA, 600 nt
Organism: Seminavis robusta
Lineage: Eukaryota; Bacillariophyta; Bacillariophyceae; Naviculales; Naviculaceae
Source: the annotation of a GenBank genome assembly